This is a messenger RNA of Andrographis paniculata, 1849 nucleotides long. Its product is annotated as S-adenosylmethionine decarboxylase proenzyme-like. The record is from RefSeq and is a predicted model, not a curated record. Gene Ontology annotation, molecular function: adenosylmethionine decarboxylase activity. The coding region runs from base 231 to 1514 and encodes 427 amino acids. Gene Ontology annotation, biological process: spermine biosynthetic process; spermidine biosynthetic process. Gene Ontology annotation, cellular component: cytosol. The transcript has 5 exons. Lineage: Eukaryota; Viridiplantae; Streptophyta; Magnoliopsida; Lamiales; Acanthaceae.
AAUGAGACAAUCAUAGGUAAUAAAAUAAGAUAUGCUCCUGCGAAAGUCAUCGUCUUCGAUCAUUUUCACAUUUCUUCUAGGGUUUGCUUUGCGAUUCAUCGGUAGAACUCUUCACUCUUGGAUUGUUAUUCGCGAGACGACCGCGAAAAAGAAAACAGCAUAGUUCUUCACUUGCAUCUGAUCGGAGUUUAUUGCGCACAUCGAACACGUUUAAUUAACCGAAUGACAUAAUGGAGUUAAAGGGAGGGAAGAACAAGUCUAGUAGUAAAAACUUAUCAUAUGAAGCUCCUCUCGAAUACACAAUUGAAUAUGUUCGCCCUAACGGAGGAAUCAAGAAGUUCCGAUCUGCUGCAUACUCCAACUGUGCUCGGAAGCCAUCAAUGGCUAUGGCGCCCUCGGCAAUCGGUUUUGAAGGUUAUGAGAAAAGGCUUGAGAUAUCGUUUUUCAAUCCUGGAAUAUUUGCUGAUCCUGAGAACCGUGGCCUCCGAGCUCUUUCUAAAGCGCAGUUGGAUGAAAUUCUGGCGCCAGCAGAAUGCACGAUUGUUGCAUCAUUAUGCAACGAUGAAGUCGACUCCUAUGUGCUGUCGGAGUCUAGCCUUUUCGUGUACCCGUACAGGAUGAUCCUCAAAACUUGCGGGACUACUAAAUUACUUCUCUCGAUCCCGCCCAUCGUUAAUCUCGCUGGAACGAUCGGGCUCACGGUGUGCUCUGUUAGAUACACUCGCGGAUGCUUUAUGUUCCCGGGUGCUCAACCGUAUCCACAUGGAAGCUUUUCUGACGAAGUCGCUGUUCUCGAUCGCCAUUUUGCCAAACUCGGCCUCAUCAGCGAAGUUCACGUGAUGUGCGGCAACAACAGGCGUAAUAAAUGGCACGUCUACUCUGCCUGUGCUAAAUCGGAUAGCGUCGAGUCCCGUGUUUACACGUUGGAAAUGUGCAUGACGCAUUUGGAUAAGAAUAAGGCAUCGGUGUUCUUCAAGAAUCGCUCGAGCUCCGCAAAUUUCAUGACCGAGGCUUCCGGGAUCCGCAAAAUCCUCCCCGAAUCUGAGAUCUGCAACUACAGCUUCGACCCGUGUGGCUACUCGAUGAACGCUGUCGAAGGGUGCGCAAUCUCUAACAUCCACAUUACUCCAGAAGAUGGGUUCAGCUACGCGAGCUUCGAAACUGCUGGGUAUGAUUACGCGCGAACGGAUUUAUCUUCGGUUUUGGAGAGGGUCUUGGCAUGCUUUCGACCGGAAAAAUUCUCCGUGGCUCUGCACGUUUCUGGCGCUACUGAAAAAUGUGUCGACUCUGUGCUCGAUCUGGAUGUGAAGGGGUAUGCCUGCGGAGAUAAAAGCUUCGCGGCGCUCAGGAAUGGAGGGUCGAUGAUUUAUAGCAGCUUUACUUGCAGCGGGAUCUACAGUUCUCUGAAGUCGAUUAUUCAAAGCGAAAGUGAAAAGAAAAGACUUCGGAUUGUCGACAAGGUUGGGGAUGGCGAUGCGCCGAUGCUGCCGGUCUUUAUUUACUCGUCUCUUUGAUGUUGUCGUCUCUCUAUGAAUGAAUUCCUCGGCGAGGAUUGAAUCUAAAUAGCGGCGAGGAAAGCAGUGGCGGAGCCACACAGAGGCUUGGGGCGACUCGAGUCCCCCCAAGUUGUUAUUUUUGUUGUGUACGUCGAUUAUGUUGUUUUUUUUUUUUUUAUGACAUUGUAGCUGCUACGCACCGGGUAAACUCUCGGUUGAAUUUGAUAUCCUGCAAACAAGGUCGGAUAUGGUAGUUACAUUAAGCGAAUCAUGUGUGGCAGAUCAUCGAUUAUGUUGUUUGAUUAUAUGGACCGUUUGUCUAGUUGGAUACAAUUCUUGCUAAAUUGAUCAUU